This is a messenger RNA of Rhineura floridana, 3801 nucleotides long. RefSeq names its product putative protein PTGES3L. Gene Ontology annotation, biological process: alanyl-tRNA aminoacylation; protein folding; chaperone-mediated protein complex assembly. Lineage: Eukaryota; Metazoa; Chordata; Lepidosauria; Squamata; Rhineuridae. The coding region runs from base 1550 to 3178 and encodes 542 amino acids. The transcript has 17 exons. Gene Ontology annotation, molecular function: ATP binding; nucleic acid binding; Ser-tRNA(Ala) deacylase activity. The record is from RefSeq and is a predicted model, not a curated record. Gene Ontology annotation, cellular component: cytosol; nucleus.
GCCAGGAGAGCCGAGUGAAGGCGGCGCCGCUCCAACCUCAGAGACCGCGGAGACCCCGGCUCGGUCUCCGCUUCCUCCACAGCGUCCUCUUCCUCGGCUUGGGCCUCGGCCACCGCUCCCACCGGCGCCCACCGCUCCCCCGGCCCCGCCGUUGCCUCCAUCAUCCUCGUCGCCGCGGCCUCGCAGCGAGUGGCGCCGCCAACGGCAAAAAACGCCAAACCGAAAGCCCCCUCAGGGAGACCGUGCCGGUGAGGAUGAAGCGUCACUUCCGGCACGGAGACGGAAUGACGUCACGUAGACCGGACCCGUCCCUCAUUUCCUAGGAUGAGGAAAUUGACGGAGGAGUGGAUAAUAGCGCCGGACUGCACUGUUUUCGUGCACUACUCUCUCUCUCUCAGUCUCUUCUCUCACUAUGGGUGUAAUAACACUGAACUAAGAUUGCAGGGAUGUGAACUUCUCUCCAUCUCUAAUAGGCUACAGCACAGAGCAAAUCGGCGCUCAAUUGCGUGCAGAAGCUCUAUGUUCCUGCUCCAUUCAUUUGCAUGCAGACACUACGCGGCGUGAAGUUUAUGCUUUUGCCUGUAGUAAUCCGUAAAUGAACGUUCCAAGUCACCCCGGGAGUGGUUGUGUGUGUUUGCUUAACUUUUUAAUACAUCUAUGGGGUGGAGGGGAAGGGGGCGUGGCCAUGUUACCAAAAAGUUGAAGGAUUCCAUUCGCCCAACAGCCCUUGAGAUGUUGAUAUAUGGAAAUCAAAUCUCUUGAAUACAGCACUUUAUACAUUUGCUCAAAAGACUAGGGAAAGGGUGGAAUAUUGGCCCAUAUUGCAGCAUACUUUGACUUCAGCCACUUCAGAAUUGCAAGGGACCGGUGGGCUGCCUGGUGCCGCUUGAACACUGCCGUACAGACCUUAAAUGUCUUCUUUCUAGAACUUAACGCUUCCUAAUUAUGUCUUUUACAAACGACGAUCCUAGGAGAUCGAUCUAGCAGAAAAAUGCGUUAUAGAUCAAGAGGGUGAAUUUGGAGCGCAACAGCAAGACUGACCAUAAACAAACGUGUGAGGCACGCCGUAGAAUUUAGAGAAUUUGGAUUUCCAGAUCAAUCCAAAGCAUGUUUACUUGGAAGCUAGCUUACAGUGUUCCAUAGGGCGAGUGUUGUUUAGGAUGGCAGCCUAAAAGCGCUUAAUUAAGCCCGGAUCGUGUCCAUUAAUUAGAUCAUUAUACUUAUUUACUUGCCAGAAAACACGCAUAUACUUUUUUAAACCAAUAGAAGGGCUAAUAAAAUCUCUUUUCACAAAUGUGUUAUAAACGCUCAAAGUGACUAACGAGUUAAAACGGAUAUUCUAUACUACUCUGAUUACAUCGUGGGAAUUCGCAUUCGGAAAAUUUUUGGUUUUAGUCCUUUGGGGAGAACUGAACUAUGAUGGGCAGCGGCAGCUGUGUAGCGGAGGCUCUGGUUUUGGCUCCGCCUGGCCAGAGGGGACUCUAAAUAAAUCUGCCUGCCUGUUUGCCCGCCCGGACGGAGGCCCCGAGGGGUUGGGGACGCGACAGUUAUGGCAAGGCAACCAGCCAAGACUUUGUGGUAUGACCGUCCACGAUGGAUAUACCUAGAGUUCUGUGUGGAAGACAGCACGGAUGUGAAAGUGGAUCUUGAUGAUUACAAGGUGGUGUUCAGCUGUAAGAAUGCUGAUGGCGUGGAGUUGUACAACGAGAUUCACUUCUAUGCCCAGGUGAAUUCCAAGGAUUCCCAGAACAAGCGGUCGGGUAGGUCCAUCACCCUCUUUGCACGCAAAUGGAAGGAAAAAGUGGCUUGGCCCCGUCUCACCAAGGAAGACUUCAAGCCAGCAUGGCUCUCGGUGGACUUUGAUAACUGGCGUGACUGGGAAGGAGAUGAGGAAGUAGAAGCAGCCAUGGUUGAGCACUAUGCAGAGCUCAUCCAGAAAGUCACCAAGAAGGGCCCACCUCCUGCCAUGGAUGAUCUCGAUUUUACCACACAGGUGGUUUCCUGCUGCCCUGCAAAGUUAUCCACGGAAACCGGUGGAAAAAAGGAGACGCUUCAGGGAUUCCAUGUCAUCCUGGAAGAUACCAUUCUUUUCCCAGAGGGUGGAGGGCAGCCCGAUGACCGGGGGCUCAUUAAUGACAUCCCAGUGCUGAGAGUCACCCGACAAGGCCCAGAUGCUCUCCACUUCAUCCAGACACCCCUUGAGCCAGGAAGCCAGGUGCAGCUGGGGCUGGAUUGGGAACGGCGGUUUGACCACAUGCAGCAGCAUUCAGGGCAACAUCUUAUCACAGCCCUUGCGGAUCUGAUGUUUGGAUUCAAGACAACAUCAUGGGAGCUGGGACGCCAGCGAAGCACUAUAGAGUUGGACACCUCUUCAAUGACAGCAGGUCAGGUGGCAGCCCUUGAGCAGAGCGUGAAUGACAAAAUCCGAGCCCGAAUCCCUGUGGUGGUGCGAGAGCUGGCAGCAGGUGACCCUGAAGUUGAGAUGGUGAGGAGCCGUGGCUUACCAGAUGACCAUACUGGGCCUGUCCGGAUCAUAAGCAUCGAGGGCGUUGAUGCCAAUAUGUGUUGUGGCACGCAUGUCUCCAACCUCAGUGACCUGCAGAUGGUUAAGCUCUUGGGCACCGAAAAAGGAAAAAAGAACAAGACCAACUUAGUUUUCCUCGCUGGAAACCGAGUACUGAAAGCUCUGGAGCGAAGCCAUGCCACUGAGAAGGCCCUCACAUCACUGCUUAAGAAUGGCCCCGAAGAGCACGUGGAAGCUGUGAAGAGGCUACAGAACUCUCUGAAGCAGCUUCAGAAGAACAACCUGAACCUACUGAGAGAUUUAGCUGUACUAACUGCUCAGAGCUUAAAAAAAAACUUGGCCCAGGAACCAGUGCUUGUGUUACACAGGAAAGACGGUGAUUCUGAGUUCAUGAACAUCAUUGCGAAUGAGAUUGGCACAGGGGAAACCCUCCUUUUCCUGUCUGUGGGAGAUGAAAAAGCAGCUGGGCUUUUUCUGCUCGCAGGGCCUCCAGAAACGGUGGAGAAACUAGGCCCUAGGGUGGCCGAACUGCUGGAAGGAAAAGGAGCUGGGAAGCCUGGUCGCUACCAGGGCAAAGCCACACGGAUGAAUCGGCGGGCAGAGGUGGAGGCCCUGCUCCGGACAUUUAUCAGUGAACAGAUCACAGAGCAGUGAUGGGAUGGACAAACUGCAACAUAAUAGAUAAUGGCGGAACGAUUCGGCCACAGUUCUCCCUAAGGACUAUAAAGUUAUCCGCUAAGAAUGUCUUCCCCCUUUGUGUUUUUGCUUUGUGCAUGCCAGUGUCAACAAAGGGGCUGGGCUGGGAAUCUAAUUUGGCAGUAGUUGUGAAGUGAGAAAUCUCCAAGAGGUAAAAAUGGUAAAAGUGAAUGGCAGGUACAAAGCACGCCUGGAAGUCAUGCUAACUCCCCCUGAAGCGACUUCCCCCUAAUCCAAGUGGAUACUGAGACAAAGACACGGAGCGUACCUCUGAGCACCUGCAAUGAUUUAUGCAUGUCCCAGGAUGGGUCUCUAUCUCUUUCUGACUACUUCAGCUCUCCCUCUGCAAACUGCCCUCUGGCGUACCACAGCUGAAGUGCCUGAAAGGCAGAGAAUGCUAAAUUCCUAUAUCUUAGCCUCACUGAAGGCUGCCCACCUGUUACAAGUAUCAUACAAUUGAAAACUGUCAUGUACGAGGGAGACAAAUGUGUUUGUACGCUAAACAUGAUCACACUACUGUUGGCCAGUUCUUUUGCUCAUGUUCAAGUUAUUUAAUCCAUUAGUUUGUCUCUUGCGCAAUA